Messenger RNA from Nannochloropsis gaditana CCMP526, 1186 nucleotides. RefSeq names its product adp-ribosylation factor. The transcript has a single exon. The record is from RefSeq and is a predicted model, not a curated record. The annotation marks the transcript as partial. Gene Ontology annotation, molecular function: GTP binding; GTPase activity. Gene Ontology annotation, cellular component: cytoplasm. Gene Ontology annotation, biological process: vesicle-mediated transport; intracellular protein transport.
ACAGGUACCUCUCACAUAGUCCUUAUUCGGGUGAAAAUGCUUUGCUUGGAGAGGAGGUGUGGAGGAAAGGAGCUUUAGAACAUUGGCGGGCAUACCAAGUAGGGGGGGAGGAACAGCAGCAGCAGCCCUGGAAGUGAUUUCUCUUCCUGAGCCCACGCGACGUGCUGUUGGUUCCUCCUGAUCUGUGCAACUGUGUCUCUUGAUAUUUUGCGAGUUAAUUAUAAAAUAAUUCGGGGAAAUUUUGUCUAAUUGUGCGGCAGUGGCUUCAAACAAAUUACAUUCCGGAGCAGCCAAGGCCCGGACGCCAGUUGGGCCACGCCUGAGCGAGGAAGGCCCCCGCCUUUAUUCCCGCUCUCCUUCCGCUCAGGGUUGCUUCAUAGCCAUCUGACGUCUUUAAAAGGGGCAGGCUUUCGGGUGGGGGUUGGUGGAGGGGCGUCAAAAUUCAAAACGCUGGAACACAGCUUGACGGCUUGUUUGACGACUCAUCAUCAGCUGGAGCAUGGGUCAAUUAUGUACCCGCCUGGCCGAGCUGGUCUCCCGCCGGACCGAAAAACGUGUGGUUCUCCUGGGACUGGACAAUGCCGGUAAAACUACCUGCGUGUACCGGCUUCUGCUCGGGAAAAAAGUGGACACGGUACCCACGGUUGGCUUCAACAGCGAAGAGGUGCGCUACCAACGUUGCAAUUUCAUUAUGUGGGACAUAGGGGGCCAGGCUAAAAUUCGAAAGCUCUGGAAGCACUACGUGGAAUCGGCGGACGCCUUGAUCUUCGUGGUGGACGCGCAAGAUCGAGCGCGCCUGGCGGAGGCCCGGUCGGCCUUUAAACGGAUGCUUCGCUACAAGACUUUGAAGAACACCGUCCUGCUCAUCCUGGCCAACAAGAUGGAUUACGAGCAUGCCAUGUCCUCGGCCGAGAUCGUCCACGGUUUGGACGUGAAAAGAGUAGUGGGGAGGCGUCCCUGGUGGGUCCAAGAGACUUGCGCCAUCUCGGGGCAGGGGCUGAGGGAGGGGAUGGACUGGUUGCUCCAAACCUUGGAAGGGCACAGCACGGACAGCCGAGGUGGUGGGAGCGAGGAGGGCGCGGGGGAGGUGAAAAAGGAGGAGGAGGAAGCAGACAUAGGCCAAGACGGGGUGCCAAACUCCUCCCUCCCUGCGGUCCCGACCGGAUGCGUAUGCUGCGGGUGCCGG